AUGUGUGCUACAGACGAGGAGAGAAACAAGUGAAAUCAAGAGGAGAAUGUAUAUGUGUAUUUAAGGGCUUGUGUAAAAAUGAAAUGGAGUUAAAAGUGUAGAAGUGUGUCUACCUUGCCAUACAUUGCCCAGAUCCAUAAACGUGAAGAAUUUUUCGUUUUAAAAGGAUUCAAAAGGAUACAAUUAACAAGGAAGUUUCAUUUCUUCGAAAUUUCCAAUUAACAGCAGAAUUAUUUUCUGUCUGAAUUAAAAAAAUACUGAACAUCAUUCACGAUGUCAGAAUCUAAGUGUCGGGCCUGUGGGUCCACUGAGAUAGAAACAGAUCCAGCGAGAGGAGACGCAGUAUGUACACAAUGUGGUGUUGUUUUGGAAGAUCAGUUAAUUGUCAGCGAAACUGCCUUCGAAGAAUCACCAUCUGGAAAUAUGACUCUUCUCGGGCAAUUUGUUGCAAGCGACAGCACCGGUGGUCCUUACCAUUUUGGCGGUGCAUUUCCAAUGAGUGGCAAGGAAUCUAGAGAAAUUACUAUUCAAAACGCGAAAAGGGGAAUCACUCAUUUGUGUAAUCAAUUAUCAUUAGCUCAUCUUCAUAUUGAGACAUCAAUGAAUUUUUAUAAAAUGGCUCUUGCUCGUAAUUUAACACGAGGAAGAAAGCAACAACUUAAUCACGCCGCUUGUGUUUACAUGACAUGCAGAACCAAUGGGACACCCCAUCUGCUAAUCGAUAUCAGUGACAUUCUGCAAAUCUGUGUUCACGAAUUGGGACGAACUUAUCUGAAAUUUGCUCAUGCCUUAUGUAUUCAAAUGCCGGCAGUGGAUCCAAUUUUAUAUGUAUUGAGAUUUGCAAACAAAUUGGAAUUUGGAGAUAAAACACAUGACGUUCAAAUGACUGCUAGCCGAUUGCUUCAGAGAAUGAAGAAGGACAGUAUUCAUAGUGGUCGACGACCUUCUGGAGUUUGUGGUGCAGCUCUUUUGAUAGCAGCAAGAUUACACGAAUUUAACAGAUCCCCUGCAGAUAUUGUGAGAAUCGUUAAAGUACACGAAUCGACCUUACGCAAAAGAUUAAUAGAAUUUGGCGAAACUCCAUCUAGUGCUUUAACUUUAGAUGAAUUUAUGAAUGUUGAUUUGGAAGAGGAGCAAGAUCCACCUUCUUUUAAAAUGGCACGAAAAAGAGAUAAGGAAAGAUUACAAAAGUUGGAUAAUUUUGAGCAAGAAUUAGACGAUUUGCAAAAGGCAAUUUUGCAACAAUUAGAUAAAAGAACGACUAAAAAUGUGAAACAUAGCUUCGUUGCUGAAGAAACUGAUGCAGACAAAUUUAUUCGCGAGAGUAAUAUCGAUGUUAUUCGAGAUUGUAUUUCUGAUGAAGCUGAAAUAUCAGCAUUAGAAGAACAAGAAGAAAUAACUGGAUUAGGUCCAGAUAUUGCAUCCAUGAAUCUUUCUACUUCUUUAUAUGGAAAUGAAAAUGCUGUUAAAGAGAAACGUUGCAUGCCAUUUGAAAAUAUUUCUGGUGAAUUAGAUUUGACUGGUUUGGAUGAUGAUGAAAUUGAUUCUUACAUAAUGUCCGAAAAAGAAGCUCAAGGUAAAAAUAAUCUAUGGAACAACGUUAACGCCAAAUAUUUAGAAGCUCAGAAAGAAAAAGAAGAGAAGCGUCAAAAGGAAAAAGAAGAAGGAAAACCAGAGAAGAAAAGAAGAAGAACGACUAGUAGAAAAAAGAAUAAUCAAACACCAGCCAAUAGUGCAGGUGAAGCUAUUGAAAAAAUGUUACAAGAAAAACGUAUAUCGUCGAAAAUUAAUUAUGAAGUAUUAAAAAGCUUAGAUGUAGGAUUAAAUGAUUCGAAUCAACGGAAUCAACCUCCAGAAUCGCCAUUCUUAUCACCGUUAAAAAUCGACAGAUUUAAUUAUUCUUCUUCCAUUGUUAAACCAAAACAAAAAUUAAAUCUCGACGUGAAACCAAAUUUUCAAAUUCACAAGGAAAAUGUUACAAAAAAGAGGAAGAUUUCACAAUCGGAUACACUCGAAACUCCAGAAGAACAUGCAGAACCUGAGAAUAAUAUAUCAGAUCUUGUAGACGAAGCAGAUGACUAUGUUGACGAUGAUAUCGAGGAACAAGAUCAAUCAGAAAUGGGAAUGAAAGCUUUAUUAGGGGGUAACGAAGAAGGCGACGAAGAUGAUUAUUAUGAUUACGAUGAAGAAGAAUAUUAAAAAAAAGAAAAUUAUUUCGAUUCUUUGUUUGAAUGUGUAUAAAUGAGAGUUGAAUUUAUUUAAUAUGAGAAUGAUGAGAAUGACUGUUAAACUUGGCGUCAUAGGGUACCUUUGUAAAGUUUUACUUUGUCUAUUUUUUAAGAUUGUUUACAAUUUUCCACACUCGCAUUGCAUUCAUUAUUUUUAAAUAUUCUCAUUUUACUACAUUAUUGUCAUUUAAAAUGUACAUUUUUUAAUAUAAUUUAUUUGAAAAUAUAAAUAUUAUCUCUGAAUUUUAAAGAUAAUUUUGUAAAUAAUUACAUAAUACAAAAAUAUUUUGAGUAUUUUAAUUUUUAAUAUUUUUUUAAUUAAAAUAAUUACUGUUAUAAAAUUUAAUAUAUUUAAUAAUGCAAUGCGAGAUGUGAAAACCAAAGUAUAGAGAGAAAGAGAGAGAAGAAAACGAGUAGAUUGUAUACAUUUUUUGUGAUAGUCGAAAUUUUUUACAAGUAUAUAAGUCCGAGCGAUACAAGACUGAUUACAUACACACAAUUCUCGCAGCAUGUAUACUUGUUUUAUUUUAAAAAACAAUUGGUAUCGCCUUUAACUUAUAAGAUUUUGUUAAUUAUUCAUUUAAAUCACAAAUUUUAUUUUUCAUAGAAAAAAAACUCUGUAUAUUUAGUAGCCACGAUUUGAAAUAUUAAGUUUGUUAAUAUUUUGUCAUGAUAUUAACAAAAAUAUAGUCACAAUUAAAAAACAAAAGAAAACAUCAAUGUUUUCAUAUAGUUUACGUAAAAAAACUACUUAAUUUAUUUUGCAUAAUAUGUUAAUUAUUCUAUUAUUAUUGCAUUUCAUGUUAAAUGUGCCAGAAAUUGUUUUUUUUACUAUAUUAUAUAGUAAUUUUCUUCUACGUGCGCAUGAUUCAUUGUUACUCGUGUUAACAUUAUUAUUAUUAGCUUAAUAGUGAGUAACUUUGACCUAAACUGCCACUCCAUUUCGAAUUAACUAUAUAUAAUAAGGUUAUAUACUGUAAGAAUACUUAAUUAUAAAUUUCCGCACUCUAUGGGCAGUCGAAUGAAACAUUUAAAAUUGAAAUUGUCAAUAAAAAUAAUAAAACAAGAAAAAAUCAGGUGCAAAUGAA
Messenger RNA from Leptopilina boulardi, 3316 nucleotides. RefSeq names its product transcription factor IIIB 90 kDa subunit (gene Brf). The coding region runs from base 274 to 2199 and encodes 641 amino acids. Gene Ontology annotation, biological process: transcription by RNA polymerase III; DNA-templated transcription initiation; transcription preinitiation complex assembly. The record is from RefSeq and is a predicted model, not a curated record. Gene Ontology annotation, molecular function: RNA polymerase III general transcription initiation factor activity; RNA polymerase III type 3 promoter sequence-specific DNA binding; TBP-class protein binding. Lineage: Eukaryota; Metazoa; Arthropoda; Insecta; Hymenoptera; Figitidae. Gene Ontology annotation, cellular component: nucleus; transcription preinitiation complex; transcription factor TFIIIB complex. The transcript is spliced from 16 exons.